AUGGCAGUGGAUUUGUACACGGGCAGAAGAGUUGGUGGUGGUGUAAUUGAAACCAGCUCUCUGAGCACCACCGGCUGUACCUGGAGGGUGAUCAGUGACUGCCUCUGCUGCGACAGCGAGCACUGGGGACCCCACUGCAGCAACCGCUGCCAGUGUCAGAACGAGGCCCUCUGCAACCCCAUCACGGGCGCCUGCGUCUGCGCAGAUGGGUACCAAGGAUGGCGCUGCGAAGAGCUCUGUGACCCUGGGAGCUACGGCAAGGGCUGCCAGUUUGAAUGCCAGUGUCACAACGGAGCUACCUGCGACCAUAAAACCGGAGAAUGUCACUGUGCUCCCGGAUACACAGGGGUAUUUUGUGAGGAGCGCUGUCCCCCGGGCAGCCACGGAGCUCAGUGUGAGCUGCGCUGCCCUUGCCAGAACGGGGGAGUCUGCCACCACAUCACCGGAGAGUGCUCCUGUCCUGCUGGAUGGACGGGACUGGUGUGUGCACAGCCGUGUCCUCCUGGAACAUUUGGAAUUAACUGCAGCCAGGACUGUCCAUGCCACAACGGAGGACACUGUGAUCCUGUGACAGGAAAAUGCGUCUGUACAGCUGGCUAUAUAGGAGACAGGUGUCAAGAAGAGUGUCCUGUUGGGACCUACGGCUUUCAGUGCACACAGAGAUGUGACUGCCAAAACGGUGCCAAGUGUUAUCAUGUAAAUGGAGCAUGUAUGUGUGACCCUGGAUUUAAAGGGAUUUAUUGCCAAGAAAGAAUGUGUCCAGAAGGGUUUUAUGGGCUCAAAUGCAACAAGAGAUGUCCUUGCGAUACUACCAACACUCUCAGUUGCCAUCCACUGUCUGGGGAAUGCAGCUGCAAAGCUGGCUGGGCUGGACUCUACUGCAACGAAACCUGUCCCCCGGGGUACUACGGCGAGGGCUGCCAGCUGACCUGCCCCUGCCAGAACGGCGCAGACUGUGACAGCAUCACGGGGCAGUGCGUGUGCGCGCCGGGAUAUAUGGGCGAUGACUGCACCAUUACCUGCAUGGCAGGAACCUACGGUACCAAUUGCUCAUCGGUUUGUAACUGCAAAAACGAUGGUGCGUGUUCCCCUGUGGAUGGUCUGUGCUACUGCAAAGAAGGGUGGCAAGGAGUAGAUUGCUCUAUUCCGUGUUCGAGUGGAAGCUGGGGUCUUAACUGUAACCAGACGUGUUCCUGCACAAAUGGAGCAGCCUGCAGGCCUGCUGAUGGCUUUUGUCUCUGCUCGCCGGGAUGGCAAGGGGACUACUGCGACCAGCCGUGUCCUGAUGGAACAUAUGGUCUUAAUUGCAGUGAACGUUGUGACUGUAGCCACGCAGAUGGGUGUGAUCCUGUCACCGGUUACUGCUGCUGUCUUGCGGGCUGGACAGGCAUCCACUGUGACAAUAUAUGCAGCCAGGGCCGCUGGGGACCCAACUGCUCCAUCUCCUGUACCUGCGAGAACGGGGGAUCCUGCUCGCCGGAGGACGGCACCUGCGACUGCGCGCCAGGAUACAGGGGACCCUUGUGCCAGAGAAUUUGUCCCCCUGGUUUUUAUGGCCACCACUGCAGCCAGCCGUGCCCUCAGUGCGUGCACAGCAGCGGCCCGUGUCACCACGUGUCAGGACACUGCGAUUGCUUGCCUGGAUUCUUCGGCGCUCUCUGCAACCAAGUCUGUCCCAGUGGAAGAUACGGGAAGAACUGUGCCGAGGUCUGCCAGUGCACCGAGAAUGGGACGUGCAAUCCUAUCGACGGAUCGUGCCAGUGUUUUCCCGGCUGGAUAGGGAUGGACUGCUCGCAGACUUGUCCCAAUGGUUUUUGGGGCCCUGAUUGCUUUCAUUCAUGCAACUGCCACAACGGAGCGAUGUGCAGCCCCUACGAUGGAGAAUGUCGAUGCACUCAUGGUUGGACCGGGCUCUACUGCACCCAGCGUUGCCCAGCUGCUUUUUAUGGGAAAAACUGUGCCAACGUUUGUCAGUGUCAGAACGGGGCGGACUGCGACCACGUCACCGGCCAGUGCACAUGCAGGACUGGAUUUACGGGCAAACAGUGUGAGCAAAAGUGCUCACCAGGAACAUUUGGUUACGGAUGCAAACAGCUGUGUGAAUGCAUGAAUAAUGCUACGUGUGACCAUGUCACGGGCACUUGCUACUGCAGUCCAGGCUUCAAAGGAAUCCGAUGUGAUCAAGCGGCUCUUAUGAUGGAAGAAUUAAACCCCUAUACUAAAAUUAGCCCUGCUCUUGGAUCAGAGAGGCACUCAGUGGGAGCAAUCAUUGGAAUUAUUCUUCUUCUUCUAAUUAUUAUGGUCUUGCUGGCACUGUUUGUGUGGUAUCGACGGAAACAGAAGGAGAAGGGCCAUGACAUGCCAAGUGUAUCUUACACUCCAGCCAUGAGGAUGACUAAUACAGAUUACUCACUUUCUGAUACAUCUCAAGGUAGCGGCAGUGUACAUUGCUUUUCCAACCCCAGCUACCACACUCUCUCAUGUGGUGUGACUUCGCGCUUCUUUACCAGUAAUCUGGAUGGAACCAGCUCCAGCAAG
Messenger RNA from Pterocles gutturalis (yellow-throated sandgrouse), 2538 nucleotides. Its product is annotated as multiple epidermal growth factor-like domains protein 11. The annotation marks the transcript as partial. The record is from RefSeq and is a predicted model, not a curated record. The transcript has 17 exons. NCBI's taxonomy places the organism in Eukaryota, Metazoa, Chordata, Aves, Pterocliformes, Pteroclidae. Gene Ontology annotation, molecular function: scavenger receptor activity.